Molecule: messenger RNA, 1238 nt
Organism: Porites evermanni
Lineage: Eukaryota; Metazoa; Cnidaria; Anthozoa; Scleractinia; Poritidae
Source: the annotation of a GenBank genome assembly
UUGCAAGAAUUGUACGAUCAAGGUAGGGUUGUGGAAAAACGCGCUGAGAUGCUGUACUUUGAAUCAGGGAAGUUAUUGUUUAAAGAUUCAAUGAAUUUUGUUAACAUGGGACUGGAUAAGUUUCCUGCAACCUUUCACUUGUGUGAGAUGCACAAAGGUUUUUUCCCACACAAGUUCAACACACCUGAGAAUUUUCAGUGCCAGGGAGCCUAUCUGCCUGUGGACAUGUACUGCCCAGAUGACAUGCCAAAGAAGAAAAGAGAAAAAUUCCUCGCUUGGCAUGCGGAGAAGGUCAGAGAAAACGCAAUCUUCGUUUUCCAAGAGGAACUUCUUAACUACUGCAAGAGCGAUGUCCAGUUCCUGAAAGAAGGCUGCCUGAAAUUUAUUGAAGAAUUUGAAGAGAUUACCGAGUUUAACCCCCCGGAAGAGUCAGUGACCAUUGCCAUCGCCUGCAAUUUGUUCUGGAGACGUGAAAACCUAGAAGAAGAGUUGAUUGUGUUGAAACCGCAAAAUGGUUGGAGAGGAAAUCAGGUAAAUCAAUGUAAGGUGGCUUUAGAGUGGCUCUAUUUUGAAGAUUGGAAAUUAAGGGGUGUUGGUUGUGUGAGACAUGGCAGAAAUGGUGGGGAGCAAAAGGUGUUGACGCCAGCAGCAGUGUAUUUUGUGGACGGGUAUGAUUCAGAAACCACAACGGUGUUUGAAUUUCAGGGCUGUUAUUAUCACGGGUGCCCUACCUGUUAUAAGAAACGAGAUCUCCGAAGAAAUUGCCAUCUGGACAGAACAGUACAAGAAGUGUAUGAAGCCAGACAAAGAAAAUUGGAGAUGCUUCGACAGGCUGGUUGCACCGUCAUUGAAAAAUGGGAGAGUGAGUUUGCUGAAGAUAAGAAAACCAACCACCCGUUACAAGAAUUUUGGACAUGGUGGAGGUGCUGAACCCCCGAGAUGCAUUCUUUGGUGGCCGAACGGGUGCAACCACGUUGUAUGCCAAAGCAGAGGAGGGUGAAGAGAUAAAGUAUGCCGAUGUCAUGAGUCUUUACCCAUGGUUCAACAAGUACAAAGAAUACGGGGUAAGGUUUCUGCUCAUUUGCACUAACCCAAGUGAUCAGAAUAUCCAUCAUUACUUUGGUGUGGCUUUGGUGAACAUCCUUGCUGUGGAGCAGCUUUAUCACCCCGUACUCCCCGUCCGUGCUGGUAACAAGCUCACCUUUCCCUUGUGCGGUGCUUGUGUUGAAGAAGAGUAG